Eublepharis macularius is the source of this 3588-nucleotide messenger RNA. RefSeq names its product zinc finger protein 271-like. Bases 53 to 3094 code for a protein of 1013 amino acids. The transcript is spliced from 6 exons. Lineage: Eukaryota; Metazoa; Chordata; Lepidosauria; Squamata; Eublepharidae. The record is from RefSeq and is a predicted model, not a curated record. Gene Ontology annotation, biological process: regulation of transcription by RNA polymerase II. Gene Ontology annotation, molecular function: DNA-binding transcription factor activity; RNA polymerase II cis-regulatory region sequence-specific DNA binding.
CACUCCAAGGCAGCAGGGAGAAGACACCCCUGGUGAAGGGAAAAGAGCCGCCAUGCAGCCAGCUAAGGGUGGGGUGUCCUUUGAAGAGGUGGCUGUGCGUUUCUCCCAGGGGGAGUGGGCCCUGCUGCGCCCAGCCCAGAGGGCUCUCUACAAGGAGGUCAUGCUGGAGAAUUUUGGGAAUGUGGCCUCUCUGGGGCCUCAGAUUGCCAAACCUGACCUCAUAUCCUGGCUGGAGGAAGAGGAAAGGCUGUUUGUCCCACUCUCUGAUGAGGGGGAGGGAUUUACAGGAGGUGAGCGGGAGUCAGCAAAUAAAACAAACGAACAAGCAGUAACAGAAAAAGAAGAUAUAUAUCUGCAAUGGGGAGAGAACACUGAAUAUUGUAAUGCUUGGAGGAUGGAAGAGCAAAAAUACCCACCAAGAAAUAGUUCUGGCCUUUUACAAGAUGGUAUCUCUCAUGAAGUUGCACUAUUUCAAAAAGUAUAUGAAGGAGGCAAUUGGAAUAAGAGCGCUUCAAGUGAGGAUUUUUUUUUUGAAAAAUCAGAUGUUGAUGUUCAUUGGAGCAUGGAUUCCAGGAUAAAAGUAUUUAAGUGGCUGGAAUAUGGAAAAGCUUUUGAUAAAACAGACAACCUUACUUCCCAUCAAAAAAAUCACACAGGGGAGAAACCAUACAAAUACCCAGACUUUGGGAAAAGCUUCAAUGUGCAUGGAGACCUUAUUUACCAUCAAAGAUUUCACACAGGGAAGAAACAGUACAAAUGUCAGGAGUGUGGGAAAUACUUCAAUGAGAGUAGAAACCUUACUUCCCAUCAAAGAAUUCACACAGGAGAGAAACCAUAUCAAUGUCUAGAGUGUGGAAAGAGAUUCAGGUGUAGUUCAAACCUUACUUGCCAUCAAAGAAUUCACAUUGGGGAGAAACCAUACAAAUGCCUGGAGUGUGGAAAAAGCUUUAGUCAGAAUGCACACCUUACUUCCCAUAAGCGAAGUCACACAGGGGAGAAACCUUAUAAAUGUCUGGAGUGUGGAAAGAGCUUUAGUGACAGUAAUUCCCUUGCUCUUCAUCAAAGAACUCACACAGGGGGGAAACCUUAUAAAUGCCCAGAGUGCGGAAAGAGCUUCAGUGGUAAUAGAUCCCUUGCUGUUCAUCUAAGAAUUCACACAGGGGAGAAACCAUACAAAUGCCUGGACUGUGGCAAAAGCUUCAGUGACAGUGGAUAUCUUACUGUUCAUCAAAGAAUUCACACAGGGGAAAAACCAUACAAAUGCCUGGAGUGUGGAAAAAGCUUCAGUCAGAAUACACACCUUACUUCCCAUAAGCAAAGUCACACAGGGGAGAAACCUUAUAAAUGUCUGGAGUGUGGAAAGAGCUUUAGCAACAGUAAUUCCCUUGCUCGUCAUCAAAGAACUCACACGGGGGAGAAACCUUAUAAAUGCCCAGAGUGCGGAAAGAGCUUCAGUGGUAAUGGAUCCCCUGCUGUUCAUCUAAGAAUUCACACAGGGGAGAAACCAUACAAAUGCCUGGACUGUGGCAAAAGCUUCAGUGACAGUGGAUCUCUUUCUGUUCAUCAAAGAAUUCACACAGGGGAAAAACCAUACAAAUGCCUGGAGUGUGGAAAAAGCUUCAGUCAGAAUGCAAACCUUACUUCCCAUAAGCGAAGUCACACAGGAGAGAAACCUUAUAAAUGUCUGGAGUGUGGAAAGAACUUUAGCAACAGUAAUUCCCUUGCUCGUCAUGAAAGAACUCACACAGGGGAGAAACCUUAUAAAUGCCCAGAGUGCGGAAAGAGCUUCAGUUGUAAUGGAUCCCUUGCUGUUCAUCUAAGAAUUCACACAGGGGAGAAACCAUACAAAUGCCUGGAGUGUGGCAAAAGCUUCAAUGACAAUGGAUCUCUUUCUGUUCAUCAAAGAAUUCACACAGGGGAGAAACCAUACAAAUGCUUGGAGUGUGGGAAGAACUUCAGCCAGAGUGCACACCUUCAUUCCCAUCAAAGAAUUCACACAGGCGAGAAACCUUAUAAAUGUCUGGAGUGUGGAAAGAGCUUUAGCAACAGUAAUUCCCGUGCUCGUCAUCAAAGAACUCACACAGGGGAGAAACCUUAUAAAUGCCCAGAGUGCGGAAAGAGCUUCAGUGGUAAUGGAUCCCUUGCUGUUCAUCUAAGAAUUCACACAGGGGAGAAACCUUAUAAAUGUGAUGAAUGUGGCAAAAGUUUCAGUCACAGUGGAAGCCUUACUUACCACCAAAGAAUCCACACAGGAGAGAAACCAUAUAAAUGCCCAACGUGUGGGAAAAGCUUCAGUCAUAGUGGAAGCCUUACUUCCCAUGAAAGAAUUCACACAGGGGAGAAACCACAUAAAUGCCUGGAGUGUGGGAAAAGCUUCAGUCAGAGUGGAAGCCUUACUGUCCAUCAAAGGAUUCACACAGGGGAGAAACCAUAUAAAUGCCUGGAGUGUAAAAAAAGCUUCAGUCGGAGUACACAACUUCUUUCCCAUCAAAGAAUUCACACAGUGGAGAAACCAUAUAAAUGCCUGGAGUGUGGAAAGAGCUUCAUUCAGAGUAUACAACUUACUUGCCAUCAAACAAUUCACACAGGGGAGAAACUGUACAAAUGUCUGGAGUGUGGAAGAAGUUUCAGUCAUAGUAGAAAACUUAAUGUCCAUCAAAGAAUUCACACUGGGGAGAAACCAUAUAAAUGCCUAGAGUGUGGAAAGAGCUUUCGUCGGAUUGAUAUUCUUACUUCUCAUCAAAGAAUUCACACAGGGGAUAAAAGGUAUAAAUGCCAAGAAUGUGGAAAAAGCUUCAGUCAUAGUGGAAUCCUUACUGACCAUCAGAGAAUUCAUACAGGAGAGAAACCUUAUAAAUGUCUAGAAUGUGGAAAAAGCUUCAGACACAGAGGAAGCCUUACUUCCCAUCAAAGAAUUCACAAAGGGGAGAAAAGAUAUAAGUGUUUGGAGUGUGGGCGAUGUUUCAGUCAAAGUACACACCUUACUUCCCAUCAAAGAAUUCACACAGGGGAGAAACCAUAUACAUGCCUGGAAUGUGGAAAAACCUUCAGUCAGAGUGGAAGCCUUACUUCCCAUCAGAGAACUCAUGUAUAAACAAAACCAUAAAAAUUGUUGGAAUGCAGUAAAAUAUUACAACAAAGCAAACUAGAUUUUAAAAAGGAAGCAAUGAAAUAAAAUGUGAAAAUGCAUAAAAUAAAUCAUUUAGUAAAACAGCUUAAAAUGUUUUAGAGAUUAAAAAUUCACCUUCCUGUUACAAAAAUGGCACAUAAGCAUUUAUGUUUUACAUAUUCCAUACAUGGGAAACGUUUAUGUUAGAGAAAGAAUAACAAAGUGUGCAAUCCCUGCGGUCUGCUGAGGUGGAGGUAGCCAGUUGUUGGUGCAAUAGCAGCACCACUGGUCCAUCUCCAGCAACUGUGCCGUCAUACCAAGAAAAUAUCACAGUGGCUUGAUGACACAGCUGUGAUGGACAUGGAGAACCAAACAACCACAAUGUGGCUGCCAUGGGGGCUGAGCCCCAUAAACACACAAGCAGAGGGGGAGAGGUAGGUUCUCACACCACAAGGCUAAGUCCAUGACAUACAGCCCAA